GCCCUCCCGCGCAGGCGCACGAGCGCUCGCCCAGUGGUGGACCGGUUUCCCAGCUGCUGGCGUCUGUUUGGUGGUCCAGUGGCGCUUGCCACAGCGUCUUCUGCGCGCUCCUCUUGCCUCAGAGACAGACACGACAGCCUCCGUGUGGUCCAGCUACCUAGGGACAGAUGAGUAGUGAUGUGCGUGUCCACUCCUGGCCCUGCUCCUAUUACCUGAACCUUGAGAAGCAAUGGGUUCCUGGGAAACUGACCUUGACGCCUCAGUCACUGAAGUUCAGUGCGGACAGAACUGAAGAGGUCCUGGUGGGCCUGCCUCUCUGCAGCAUCACUGAGAUCAGGAAGGAGGCUUCUCUCUUUAUCUUCAGUGCCAUCACAGUCCUGGAGAAGGGCCAGGCCAAGCACUGGUUCAGCUCACUGCGGCCCAGUCGCAAUGUGGUCUUCAACGUCAUCGAGCACUUCUGGAGGGAGCUACUCCUGUCCCAGCCAGGCACCGCGGCUAACACAGCCUCCCCCGUGACCAGGGGCCAGGAGCUGGUGGGACUGAUGGCCAGUUCCCAGAGACGCAUGGAAGACACAUCAAAGGUCCUUCAUCACCAGGGCGAGCAGCUAGACAGUGUCAUGAGGGGCCUGGAGAAGAUGGAGUCAGAUCUAGAUGUGGCUGACAGACUGCUGACAGAACUGGAGUCUCCUUCCUGGUGGCCUUUUAGCUCUAAACUUUGGAAGACACCGUCAGAAGCCAAGACCAAGGAAGGUGUCUCGGUAGCCUCUUGUGAGCCCUUUGGAAAGGAAGGGGUAGUGAUCAGAGUCCCUGCUGUUGUUUCUCAGAGAACAGAGUCUCAUUCCAAGCCAGGAAAGCUCACUGUCUUGGUUUCUGGUUUGGAAAUCCAUGACUCCAGUUCAUUGCUCCUGCACAGGUUUGAGAGGGAAGAUGUGGAUGAUAUCAAGGUUCACUCUCCUUAUGAGGUCAGCAUACGCCAGCGGUUCAUUGGGAAGCCAGACGUGGCUUAUCGGCUGAUAUCUGCCAAGAUGCCAGAGGUCAUUCCCAUUUUAGAAGUGCAGUUCAGCAAGAAGAUUGAGCUCCUGGAAGAUGCCCUAGUGCUCAGGAGCAGAGCCCGGACUUCCUCUGCAGAGGAGAGUUGCUCCAUUCGGCAUGCAGCAUCCAGACUGAUGGGCUGCACUACACACCGCGAGCUGCCCACGGGAGGCCAGGAAGGCGAGCAGCUGCAGCUGCAGAGGAACUGGCCACUACUCUCUGAGGGGGAAGCCCAGGAGCUGACACAGAUCCUGAGCAAGCUGAAGGGACUGGCGCUGGACACCGAGGCCGAGCUCGAGCGCCAGGACGAGGCUCUGGAUGGCAUCACCGUAGCUGUGGACCAGGCAACCCUGACUGUGGACAAGCAUAACCGGCGUAUGAGAAAGCUGAUGUAGUGGGGCAAGCUUCCGAACGCAUGGCUCUCCUGAGUCUGCUGUUGCUA
Molecule: messenger RNA, 1474 nt
Organism: Peromyscus eremicus (cactus mouse)
Lineage: Eukaryota; Metazoa; Chordata; Mammalia; Rodentia; Cricetidae
Gene: Snap47
Product: synaptosome associated protein 47
Exons: 5
Coding region: 168-1427 (419 amino acids)
Biological process (GO): synaptic vesicle fusion to presynaptic active zone membrane; exocytosis; synaptic vesicle priming
Cellular component (GO): plasma membrane; SNARE complex
Molecular function (GO): syntaxin binding; SNAP receptor activity
Source: RefSeq, a predicted model, not a curated record